Messenger RNA from Rubroshorea leprosula, 7617 nucleotides. NCBI's taxonomy places the organism in Eukaryota, Viridiplantae, Streptophyta, Magnoliopsida, Malvales, Dipterocarpaceae. The record is from the annotation of a GenBank genome assembly.
ACACAAUUCACAGCACUAGAAUCUCUCUCUCAGAAUUCAAUUGUAAUUGCAUAGUAUGGCUGAUACCGGCCUCAUCCUCAUCACUCCUCUUAUGCCUGAGGCACUUUCCAAAGCAACUUCAAUUGCUGCUGGACAGGUCAGCCUUCCCCCCGUUCUGCAGAAGCAGUUGGCAGAUCUUGCUCAGUCGCUAACCGAAAUUCAAGAUGUUGCACAAGGCGCCGAGCAGAGGCAAGAAAGUGAUCCCGCCAUCAGGCCUUGGUUGCAGAAGCUCAACGAUGCUGUUUAUGAUGCGGUGGAUUUGCUUGAUAAGUGUGAUUACGGUAUACUUGUUCUUCAGAAGGAAGUUCAGACUUCAAUCCAGAGGCUGAAACAGGUGCACGCCUUCUUUUCUAUGGCUAAAAAAUUUGAGAUGAUUAAUGAAUCUUUAGCUGAAAUUAGAAUGCUGGUACCACUUAUUUAUCUGGUUAUCCAACUUGGAGAGCGAAACAGUGCAACUGCUUGGCCAUAUGAUGAGAUGGUCCACCUUCUUGAUUCUUCAGAAGUUGUUGGAAGGGAGGAUGAUGUCUCAAAAAUUGUCUACUUGCUGGAUGACCAAAAGACUCAACAUCCAAUCUCUGGCAUUUCAAUAGUAGGUAUGCCAGGAGUUGGAAAGACAACAGUAGCAAGGUCAGUUUAUAUGAAGGCAAAGGAAGAAAAGCUCUAUGAUGUAGUAGCCUGGGUGUGUGUAUCUGAGGAUUUUAAUCAUCAAAGAAUUUUGGGUGAGAUGUUAGAAUUUUUUCAUCUCCCUCAAAAUAAAAAUUAUACAACUGAUGUACUGCUUCAUGAUCUAGGCCACCAACUAGAAAACAAAACUUUUCUUCUCAUUCUUGAUGAUGUGCGGGAAAGAGAUCCUAACAAGUGGAAUGUUUUUGCCUCUAGUUUUUCAAAAAUUGUGAAAACCAAUGGGAACUCUAUUGUCCUAACAACCCGUUGUGAAAGUGGAGCAUCUGUGCUAGAGAAACAGUUUCCUAUUUGUAGGUAUGAUUUGCAGAGUCUAUCAGAUGAUGACUGUUUGGGGAUAAUUGAGAAGGUAGUUCUCAGAUUAUCUGCAAAUGCGUUGAUAUCUUCAAAGGAUCGGUUGCCAUUGGUUGCAAAACAAUGUGGUGGCUUGCCAUCGGUUGCAUCUGCUAUCGGAGGAACAUGGGGCAAUCAAUUUGAGUGUACAAACAAUACAGUUUUAUCUGUAUUAAAAAUGAGCUUCUUCAAUUAAGAUCUGCCGCAGUGGUUGGAAAACCUCCAUUCUCUUCAAGAGCUGAAAAUUGAACAUUGCCAUCAGUUGAAAGGUCAACCUUCUCUUCAAGACAUGCGACUGCGAGGCCUCGACAACUUAAAUUCCUUUGCCAUCGUCUCUGAAGAAAGUCUGUCCACCCAGCGGCGUCGCCAGAAUUCAAGCACCUCCCUUAGCUCUGCCACUAAGUCCACUGAUCAAGAGGAAGUGCAUUUAGAGGGGGCCAUGCCUUCCCCUAGCUCCGCCACUAAGUCCACUGAUCAAGGGAAAGUGCUUUUAUUGGGAACCAUGCCCUCCUCUAGCUCCGCCACUGAGUCAACUGAUCAAGGGAAAAUGCAUUUGCAGUGGCCCAUGCCCGCUCUCAGAUCCGAGAUUGAGUCCACCGAUCAAGAGAAAUUGCUUUCAACAGGGCCCAUGCCCUCCCCUAGCUCCGCCACUGAGUCCACUGAUCAAGGAAAAUGCACGGAAGGGCUUAUCCUGCCUCAAGUCGGAAGUGAGUCCACCCAGCGGCGCAGCCAGAAUUUAAGACUUCCAAGCAAAUCUCUUCCCCAAACUAUUGAAACAAAGAUGGGUGCGAGUAUCCUUGCCUCUCUCGUAGAUGCAGCUCUGUCGAAGGUGAUUGCUGUUGCUUCUUCUGAUCAGUUCAAUUUAGCACUGGGAUGGAACAAUGAUCUGACGGAGUUUCGUGAUAGAAUGAAGACGCUCCGAGGUUUAUUGCAAGAUGCUAAUGAAAAGAACGUCAGUGGCUACCUUGAUCUGAAGUGGCUCCAGGAUCUUCGAGAUAUUGCAGAUGAGGCUGAUGAUAUGCUGGAGGAGGUCGCUUAUGAAGGUAUGCAGCGGGAAGUUAAGAAUCCAAAGGCCAAGCAUUUCACACUGUCUGACCCCACGGUCUUGCAAUUUCGGCAGAAAAUUGCUAAUAGAGUUCGAAAGAUGAAUAAAAGACUUCAUGAUAUGAGUCUCCGGGCUGAUCUGUUGGGACUGCAACGCAAACUUGCAAACAUGGUUCCUGAACCCAGAGGCAGGGCAGGCCGAGAGACCCACUCUUUUCUUUCAUCUCAAGUUUUUGGAAGAGGGGAAGAUGUCUCUAAAAUAGUCAGCUUGUUGGUUGACUCGAGUAGUCAGCAUGACCUCCCUGUCGUGAUUAUAGUGGGUAUGGCAGGUCUUGGCAAAAGCACUAUAGCAAAAGCAGUGCUUACAAAUGAUAAAAUACGAAAACAUUUUGGUGAUAAUAAAAUGUGGGUUUGUGUGUCUGAAAAUUUUGAUGUCCAAAUGAUUUUAAUGGAGAUGUUGAAGUCUCGUGGUGGAAGUAGUAGUGGUGAUGGUGAUUUUGGAAGCAAAGAUAUAGUGAUGAAGAAAUUACAAGAGAAGUUGGGGGGGAAAAAUUAUCUUCUCAUACUAGAUGAUGUCUGGAAUGAGGAGAGACCGAAGUGGGAGGAUUUAAGGGAUUGCUUGUUGGGAAUAUGUAAAUUUAAGGGGAGUAGGGUGCUUGUGACAACCCGGCUUGAAAAUGUUGCAUCAAUAAUGGCACUUACUGAUGAACAAAUCCAUCGUCCUCGGCAAUUAAAUGAAGAUGAGUGCUGGAGUAUAAUCAAGCAGAUAGCAUUUGGAGACAAUUCAGUAACUGAGGGGUUAGAGGGAAUUGGAAAACAGAUUGCUAAAAGAUGUAAAGGCAUUCCACUAGUUGCAAGUAUUAUAGGGGCUAUUUUGCAGAAUAAGAGGGACAAAGGGGAGUGGCAGGCAAUUACAGAGAAUCGUGUUUGGGAUUCACUGGAAAAGGAAGGGAUCUCAGAUAUAAUAAAAUUCAGCUAUGAUCGCUUGCCCACACUGGCUUUGAAGCAAUGUUUUGCAUUUUGUUCCAUUUUUCCUAAGGAUUUUGUCAUGGAAAGGGUGAAGCUAAUUCAACUUUGGAUGGCUCUAGGAUUUCUUGAAUCACCUGAGGAAAUUAGUAAUAUGGCAGCGAAAGAUAUUGGUGACAAGUAUUUCAAAUAUUUGUUAUCAUAUUCCCUAUUUCAAGAGGAACGGAGGGAUAAUGUAACUGGGAGUGUUGAAUCUUGUAAGAUGCAUGGCUUGAUUCAUGAUUUUGCCCAGUCAAUUUCAAAAUUUGAGACGCUGAUUGUUGAGGAGUGCUCUGGUAGCAAUAUUUCUCGUGAUGUUAGGCAUUUGAAUCUAAUUGAUGGGAGGGAAAUGGUGCCAUCUAUUUUAGGGGAUGUUGCUAAAAAGUUGCAGACAUUGUUUUCCAAGCAUAGUUUUUCUAAUGGUGUGCAAGUGGAUCUUACAAGGUUACGAGUUCUCAGCCUUGAAGAUGCUUAUGAUGCAAAACAAUUGCCGAUGUGCUUUGGCAACUUGAAGAGGUUGAGGUACUUGGACAUUUCAGGAACUCAGAUAGAAGAACUGCCUGAAUUCAUCUCCGAGUUGUACAAUCUACAAACAUUUAGAUUCAUGGAUUGCAGAUCUCUUAAAAUGCGCGAAAGAGGAAUAGGAGAUUUAAUCAACUUGAAGCAUAUUUAUUUCAGUGAUGAAAAGCGUAUGCCUGCAAACCUUGGGAGACUAACCAACCUACAAACAUUGCCAUUAUUUUUUGUAGGUACAACAGAAGGACGUAAAAUUGAAGAAUUGGGAAGCUUAAGCGAACUCAAAGGAGGACUAAAGAUCCUUAAGCUUGAGCUUGUUGCAAGCAAAUCGGAAGCAGAGGGAGCAAAGUUAAAAGAGAAGGCAAUCAAGGAUUUGGAAUUUCGUUGGUUGAGAGGUGAUGGCAAUCAAGAUAAAGAUGAAGAUGUCUUAGAAGGCCUCCAACCCCCCUCAAAUAUAAGAAGAUUAAGGAUUGAUGGCUAUGGAGGUAGAAAGUUGGCAUCAUGGAUGUUGUCACUCAACAAUUUGGUGGAUCUGACAAUAUCCCAUUGCUAUAUGCUUCACAGAAUUCCAGAUAUCAGUGGGCUUCUAUCUCUUCAGCGGCUCCAUGUUCGUGAUUGUGAUGAAGUAACUAGUUUGGGUGAUGGUGAUGGAGCAUUUACGUCUCUCAAACAAUUAUCCAUAUCCAGGUGUGGUAAGUUAGAGAGAGUUUUGGUUAGUGGAUUAUCAUCUCUGGAGGAACUCAAGAUUGUGUAUGGCUGGGGGAUAAAUAGCAUAGGAGAUAGCCUAUCAAGCUCCACGUGUCUCAAACAUUUGCAUCUGGAAAGCUGUGUUAAAUUGCAGUCUAUUCCAAGUCUAGAAGGACUUGUCUCUCUCAAAACAGUAAUUAUUUCCAAUUGUAAAGAAUUAGAGCGUCUACCGAGUGGGCUCUCAUCUUGCACUGCUCUGGAGAAAUUGAAGAUAAGGAAAUGCUCUAAUUUGGUUUCUAUUCCUGAAGAAUUGAAACAGUUGCAGUCUCUUGUUGAGUUGGAAUUUUGGGGUUGUCCAAAAUUGAAGUUUAUUCCAAGUCUAGAAGGACUUGUCUCUCUCAAAACAAUAACUAUUUCCGGUUGUGAUGAAUUAGAGCGUCUACCGAGUGGGCUCUCAUCUUGCACUGCUCUGGAGAAAUUGGCGAUAUGGGGACACUCUAAUUUGGUUUCUAUUCCUGAAGAAUUGAAACAGUUGCAGUCUCUUGUUGAGUUGGUUUUUGAAUAUUGUCCAAAAUUGAAGUUUAUUCCUCUAGAAGGACUUGUCUCUCUCAAAACACUAAAUGUUACAAAGUGUGAUGAAUUAGAGCGUCUACCGAGUGGGCUCUCAUCUUGCACUGCUCUGGAGAAAUUGAAGAUAAGGGAAUGCUCUAAUUUGGUUUCUAUUCCUGAAGAAUUGAAACAGUUGCAGUCUCUUGUUGAGUUGGAAUUUUGGCGUUGUCCAAAAUUGAAGUUUAUUCCAAGUCUAGAAGGACUUGUCUCUCUCAAAACAAUAACUAUUUCCGGUUGUGAUGAAUUAGAGCGUCUACCGAGUGGGCUCUCAUCUUGCACUGCUCUGGAGAAAUUGGCGAUAUGGGGACACUCUAAUUUGGUUUCUAUUCCUGAAGAAUUGAAACAGUUGCAGUCUCUUGUUGAGUUGAGAUUUUGGUGUUGUCCAAAAUUGAAGUUUAUUCCUCUAGAAGGACUUGUCUCUCUCAAAACACUAAAUGUUAUCAAGUGUGAAGAAUUAGAGCGUCUACCGAGUGGGCUCCCAUCUUGCACUGCUCUGGAGACAUUGGAGAUAAGGGAAUGCUCUAAUUUGGUUUCUAUUCCUGAAGAAUUGAAACAGUUGCAGACUCUUGCUGAGUUGGAUAUUUGGGAAUGUCGAAAAUUGAGGAGCUUCCCAGACGAGAUCUUGGGCUCUCUUGCCAGCUUGAAGACAUUAAGGCUUGGCCUUUUCUCAGAAGAGCUGGAGGAAUUCCCAGAUUUGAGUUCCACUUCCUCCCUUGAAGUCUUGCGUUUGGAAGGAUGGGGGGAAUCGCUAACUCUGCCACAUCAAAUUGAUCGCCUCACUGCUCUCAGGAACUUAACUAUCAAAAGCGUGAAUGGAGUGGAAGAAGCUUUAUUGGGAAACCUUUCUUGUCUUAAAACACUUGAAAUUCAAGAUUGUUGUCGGUUAGAGUGUCUAUCAGGUGGGCUGUCAUCUGUUGAGGAGCUGAAGAUAACAAAUUGCCCUAAUCUGGUCUCUUUCCAAGGAGAGUGGAAGGAGUUGCCUUAUCUAACCAUUGUAGGUUGUCCGAAAUUUGUGGGCUUCCUAGAGGAGAGUCUCGGCUGCUUUACUAGUUUGAAGGGAUUAGAGAUCGGCCGUUUCUCAGAAGAAUUCCCAAGUCUGAGUUCCAUCCCCGCCUCCCUUGAAUAUUUGAGCCUGACGGGAUGGGAAAAACUAACUCACCUUCCACAAAUUCAACACCUCACUGCUCUAAAGGAGUUGAGUAUAGUGGACUUCAGUGGAAUGGAAUCUUUGCCAGACUGGUUUAACAACUUGUCCUCCCUUCAACGACUUGAAAUUUGGGGCUGCCCAGACGAGUUAGAGGAAAGAUGCACCAAGGGAAGCGGUCCUGACUGGCACAAGAUUUCUCACAUUCCAUACAUCGAAAUAGAUGGGGAGACCAUCCAAUACGAAGAUGGAUACGAAUCCGAAGACUGAGGCAAAGAGGUUUGUGUUUCUUUUUUCUCACAACUGCACUUGUACAAAUUCCCGACACCAAAAAGUAAAAUCUCUCUCCUCAUCCUCUAUCAAUUAAUUGGAUUGAUGCUGCUCCCUCCAUCGCUGUUGGGUGCCGCCAAUUAGUGUUAUCUCGUCAAAAUUAUUUGUUCUUUCUCUCAAACCAUAUAUAAAUUCAUGUUUUCUUUUUUCUCACUUUGGAUUCAUAUUCUUAUACUGCAUGUAGAUGUGAUUAAUUAUGAGUGAAUAAUGAAUGAGUUGAUGGAAUGAUGAUUUCUAGAAUUCUGAAUUGAUAUCCUACAAGCUUCAAUGUUGUGGUAAUUAAUUCAUCGCUCUUCACUUGAUCAAUUUAACUCAUCUUACACAUUUGAGGAGUGUGAGGACAAGCAGAAUUUGCUUCAACAUGAAAAUGAACUGCUGCAAGUCUUGGUUUUUGAAAUUUCAUCUGAUAUUCCAAAGAUGGCAUGGCAGGAGGAGGGGAAGGAAAGCAGCAGUGUUUGCCAAGCCAAAGACAAUUCUGUCUGUUCUUCAAGGGGCUCAGUUUUAUUUAGCUAAGAUUUGGGAGGAUAUUCAAUGUCAUUUCUUAAUUGCUCUGCUAAUUCUUUGAAAACCAACCAAUCCACGGGAUUGACGUGGAUGAUGUUCAAGGUCCCUCAGUAAGGGCAUGUCACCUGAUUUGAGCCAAAUUGGCAUAAGUUUGCCUGCAUUUCCUACAAGGUUGUUUCAGCAGCGCGAGUUUGAUUCCAAUAUGUUGUCUCUUGUUUGUACAUAGCUGUCUUUUUUCAAAUUAUCACAACCCCUGGUCCUUCAAAAGAGGGAUCCCAAUGUAGCUUUACAGGCACCAACCAAACUAUUUUGCAUCUUAUAUUCAAGCUUCUGAAGAACCUGAGGUUUCAAUCAUAAAAAAAGAAUCUGAGAUUUUCUUUGUGCCGUCUGGUUGCUCGUUUGGUUCCCAUAAUCAUAUGGAAUCUUUUUAACUUGUUUUACAAAUAAACAGGUGGAUGGCAACAAUUAGGGUGCUGCUAAAAUUGCUAACAGUGGCAUCUUUGUUCAAUGUUAUGCUACCGACUCACACAAACCACAAGUAGAAAGGAUUACAAGGACGCAAAUCACUUCUUGUCAUGUCCUUUUCCAGUCCUAGUCAUGAACACCUGUCUCCUAUUGUCUUGUCCACAACUGAUGGAAAUACUAGUGUUUUGGAUAUUGAUUCAUAGAUAGCAUGAAAUGAAGGUGUUAAUUUUCAUGCUUUCUAAUAGACAAAUCCAAUAAAU